AUUUCCGAUGACCCCUUCGAAAAUGCCGGGGCGGAGAAAGUCAUCCUUCUCACAGAUCUCAGACACCCGGUAAGCGCCGUAAAGGAAGUUCUUCUUCGAAUUGAAACGCAAUUCGUACUCACCGAAAGGAUCUACGCACUUCAAGCAAGUUCGGCAGGAGUCUCCGCAGAGUGUUAUGAGGAAUGGCUUGUAAAGGACGGGGGAUCCUACAAGAUAGGAGUUAUCAGUAGUACGAUAGUGACGGAACUCCCUUGAUAUAAGUGAUCAGGCAGACGGAAGAACUCCUAGCGGAAGCAAAAAAGGAGCUCAAAAAGGAAAGUUCCAAAGAGCAGCACAACAUUCAAGUGAUGAGAACUUUAGCAAGUUGCAACAACUUCUGAAGGAGCAGCCCGUAGAAUCAGGUCCGUUAGAACCAAAUUGUCGUCACUGGAAAACUUUGUGACUGUGACCAGCAUGUAAAACUGGAUGACCAAGAACGAGAUCUAGCUGAGCACCCCUCAAGUCAAGAAAAGGUUCGGAAAAUGACCGACGACGGUCAUCUCUCCAAGUUGAUUAAAGAAACAAAGGAUGACGGUAGUUCUCUUAGUGUUGUAGUACAGCACAGCUCGAAGCGUUCUGCUCACACAAGGGAGUUCGAGAGUCGACGAUGCUGAAUAGAAUCAAUGGAAUAUGCGUAAAAAGAUUCCCGUAUUGAAAAUCGGUCGCCCACCCGGACGGUGCGGAGCCUCAACGCCCUUGCGUUUUCUGCAGAGCGCAAUCCGCUCAUUUCUCGGACUCAUGUCCUAUUGUCCAAUAUGCACGCACACGGAACCAGAUCGGAGACAGGUGCGGCCUGAAGAAAAUAGAAUGCUGGUACUGCAUCAGGGUCUACAGCACACCCUUCGAAGACUUUAUCCCCAGUGA
Haemonchus placei is the source of this 903-nucleotide messenger RNA. The record is from the annotation of a GenBank genome assembly. Lineage: Eukaryota; Metazoa; Nematoda; Chromadorea; Rhabditida; Trichostrongylidae.